Messenger RNA from Drosophila biarmipes, 2519 nucleotides. RefSeq lists its product as uncharacterized. NCBI's taxonomy places the organism in Eukaryota, Metazoa, Arthropoda, Insecta, Diptera, Drosophilidae. The record is from RefSeq and is a predicted model, not a curated record. The coding region runs from base 72 to 1730 and encodes 552 amino acids. The transcript has 4 exons.
CCCAAGCAUACCCACAGGAAGCUUAUAAAAACACUAUCACUUGGAGCCCAAUCAGUCAGUUAUUGGUCAAAAUGUCAACCAAGCGGAUCGUGGCGCUUCUGGGAUGGUUAACUAUCCACAAAACCCACGCGGAUGUGUCUCAUUUUUUUGCCUCUCCAUUGGAACACUACGGAAACUAUCUGCACGGUCAAGUGCCCUUUCAAGUGGGUCUGCCCUCGAACUUAUAUGGACCUCCGCCUGCAGCUCCCGUGACUCCUGCCCCAGUGGCUCCAGCGGCCACCACUGAGUUUAGCCUGCCGGAGAUCAUAGAGAAUCGCAGUGUGAAGUUUCAGGGCUCCGGACAUGGCAACUUUAUACCACUAAGUCAGCAUUAUUUACCGCCUGGUGUGGAGGAAAGGCCCAACUACGAAAGUCCUAAGCCUAGCGAGGAGACCUAUCCAGCUUACUACUAUCCCCAACCAACGGGCAGCAUUAUUACCACCUCCACACCCACAACUACCACUACCGCAAGACCCAUCAUUGUUCAAGAUCCUGGCGAGGAUAUUGAGACUAUCCAUUCUCCUGGCUACGAUUACCAUGCUCCAGUGGCUGUGCCCGUACUCCCGCUUAAGCCCUCCACACCAGCUCCACUUUACCUGCCCCCCAGCGAUGGAAACCAGGAACAAAAUCAACUGAGACUCCGUCUAAAGGACAUGCGCUGCCUUUCGGGGGCUUAUUUUCGAGCUGUCCUCAAGUUGGACAGCUUCUUGGGAGCCGUGCCCACUGUGGAUCAGGACAACGAUGAUCAGCUGGACAAACGCUGUGAAAUGAAACUAUCCCGAGGUUUUCUGCUCUUGGAUAUUUCUGGAGAGAAUUUCGAGAGAUGUGGCGUGCGAUCAUGUGGCCAGGAUCUGUGUCUGCGCUUGCGUUUUCCCGCCAUCAGGGGGUUAAGAACCAGUGGGGAUUCAAUCUUGACCCUGCAUUGCAAGACCCAAGAGCGAGUGGCAGUCAAAACGCAUGCCUUGAAAAUGGGCGUGGCCAACGAUGUGCAAGCUCGCAGUGGGGGUAGCUACGCCCAUGGAGGAAACCAAUUUCGGACGCACGUGGAACUGUUGAGAAAGGGAAACACUGGAUAUACACGACACUUGGAGGGCAAUGAGGCUGUCCAGUUGGGCGAGGAGCUCCUCCUUAGAGCCCAUGUUCUAGCCGGAGAUGGCUGGAACUACACCAAGCUGAGUGAUGUCCAAUUGCAGAGGAUUGGAGGCGGAGGAGAAGUCCUCAACACGGCUCAGUUGGUCAGCUCCCGGGGCUGUCUUAAUCCCGCCAUGCAGGCAAUCUGUGCCCAUGCGCCCGUUGUGGAACCCCCUCUUGGUCAGAGGCUCCACUUCAAGGCGGUCAUGUUUCCGGGAAUGCGAAGUGGAGACGUUUUGGUUAUAUCUAUGCGAAUCACCGGCUGUUUGGAACGCGAAGAUUGCCAGGUUACACCUCAAGAUUGUUUGCCUUCAGUGGGCCAACGGAGAAGACGGAAUGUUUCACACGGAAACAGUACGGAAGUUUCGGAACUCUCGCAUCUAACCUUCCGGGUGGUAAUGCCCGGUGAAGGGGAUAUGGCUCCAAAAGAAGGAGACAUGGAGAAUGACAAUUUGGGCGUCAAAGAGGUUUCCAAGUCUUUAGCCCUCUUUGGUAGCUUGGGAUUUGUGGUAAUGCUUUUAGGAGUAGCCAUAGUAGCUUUAUAUAAAUUCGGCAGGUAGUCAAAACUAGAAAAUUGUGUCCAGUUUUAUUUUUAUGUAUGUUUUUUGAAGCAGAAAAUAUGAAAGAUUUCUGAAAAUCAUACGAAAAUAAAUCUUAUUAAUAAAUAAAUGUUAUUAUUAAAUAUAGAAACCCAAAUUGCAAAAAAAAAUAAUUUUUGUGUAAAAAAAAUAAAAAUUUUCAAAAUUUUUAAAAUUUUUUUUUUGUUUAUGAAGAAAUUUAAUUAUUAAAUAUAGAAACCCAAAUAAAAAGCAAUGAGGAAGUUUAUGUUAAAAAAUAUUCGUUUUUACAAUUUUGGAUUUUAUUAUUUAAAUUUUUCUACUGGCUUUUCCUUGAAUUCAGAUCCAUUUUUCUGUUAACCGAGUCUCUGGAAACGCCAACCUAUCAAUGCUAUCUAAGGCGCCAGCCUGGACCUGUCUUUUGCCUAUCUGUCUGCCAAGGAAAUUGACUUAUCGCCUCUGUGGAAUCAGUAACGAGCCGAUGUUUGCCCAUUUCGGGCUUAAAACAGAAAUUAGCACUUAAUAAAAUGUAAUUUAUGUUCAUGUCGCUUGUAAUUGAACUUGCCUGAAAAUAGAAGCCCCAAAAAUAAAUGUAAAAAACCUCAAAAAGCCAGUAGGCAAACCAAGUUACUGACUGAUUUCCAAACUGCGCGCGCAAUUCGCAAAUUGCGAUUUAGUUUUCUUACUUAUGGCCAGAUAGUUGAAACCGAAAUUUUAUCACGUUUUCACGCUUCGAGCGCGGCUAAUGAAACCUCGCUCACAGGCGAUUUUUGGCUUUGUUAUUUGGUGCAA